CAUGAAUUGUAAAAAAAAAAAUAAAAUGUGUAUGUGUAUUUUUUGUUGUGAAAAAAAAUAAAAAAAUAAUAAGCCGAAGCCAUAUGUCAAUUGUCAACUAACAAUAGUAACUAACAAUUACACGUCAAUCGAAAAUAUCAUAUUUAUCAAAAGUGAUAAGAUAAAACUUAUUUCAAAUAACCAAAAAUUACUACAAAGUGAUAUCACUUAACCAAGUCAUCAUAUUAUUAUUUAAUUAUUUUAACAAUAUAAUCAUUACAUAAAUAAUUCCUUUUAAGUAAAAAUAACUUUUGUUUACAUAAAUAUUAAACUUUCAUUUUUUAAAUCGAUUUAUAUUUUUUAUCAAUGUUGUUAUUAUUAAACAACCUUGAAUUAUUUAUUUCACUUCGUUAAAUCAAUAAAAUGAUAAUUCCUACGUCAUAAUAUAUGAAAAAAAAAAUAUAGUUUUAUUAAAUAAUUUAUGUCAGUUUAUUUAUAAAGAAUUAAUUUUCGCAAUGAUUAUUUUUAAAUAAAUAAUUAAUCACAGAACAAAAUUAUAAAAUGAUUUUGUGGUGAUGAAUUUGUAAAAAAUAAAACAAUUAAUUUAUUUUUUAAUUGUUUUUGGUAAAUUUAAAAAAUGUUUGUAAAAGACCCAUGUGGAAUAGUUUGCAUUUUAGUUACAUAUGUCGCAGUUUUUUAUGCUGACUAUGUUGUUAUAAGAUGGAUUAUUUUACAUACGAUGCAGGAUAGUUUAUGGGGUCCGUUCCAUGUAGUUUCGUUUAAUACAAUACUAUUGCUAUUGAUGAUGUCGCAUUUAAAAGCGAUAUGUAGUGACCCGGGUGUUGUACCUUUACCACAAACGAGGAUGGAUUUUUCAGACAUACAUACUGGUGGUUCUGGAGCAAGCGAUGAUUGCGAGGAAAGAGAUGAUUGGAGUGUAUGCACGAGGUGUGAAACUUAUCGGCCACCUAGAGCUCAUCAUUGUAGAAUUUGUGAAAGAUGUAUACGUAGAAUGGAUCAUCACUGUCCUUGGAUAAAUAAUUGUGUAGGUGAACGUAAUCAAAAGUAUUUUAUUCAAUUUUUGGUGUACGUCGGCGUACUUGCUAUUUAUGCAAUUUCAUUGGUAAUUGUAUCAUGGGUUACCGAUUGUCCGGAAUGUAGUACUGAUGUAACCAUAAAACAAAGUAGAAUUUUGCAUUGCGUAAUACUGGUCCUGGAGUCAGCAUUAUUCGGAAUGUUCGUGGUGGCGAUACUAGUAGACCAGUUCCAAGCGAUACUUGGAGAUGAAACCGCCAUCGAACGUCUUCAAGGUGGACACAAUCACUACCACCAUCAUCCGAAAUCACGUCGAGCGAUAACACUCCUCUCCCAAGUCUGUGGUAAAAGCCAUCCUAUUUUAUGGCUCUUUCCCUGUCACAAUCCACCACGUUACACAUUCCGUCGUGAUGAUCGUUUGCUUGAUCACGAAGUAUAAUUCCGCUUUUAAUUUAUUUAUCUCCUAAUUAUACAUAUGCCCAAAGAUCGGAACGUUUUUCCCCCAACGAAAAUGAUUAAAAUUUAAGUAAUUUGACUACUCAAGUAGUUGGAAGUGGCCUGCUAUUUUGGCUGACACACUAGACCUGUACGAAAAAUUUUCGAAUGUUUUUUUCCAACUAAUUAAUUACAAAAAAAAAAUCUAAAAAUAUGCACGUGUAGAAAAUUGAAAAAACUAUUGGUUUAAUGAUUUGAAUUUUUUUUUUUUAUAAUUUGUUUUCAAAAAAAAAUAUAAAAAUUAUUAGACGUUAGCUAAAAUUAUGAUCCUGAAGUU
Molecule: messenger RNA, 1786 nt
Organism: Microplitis demolitor
Lineage: Eukaryota; Metazoa; Arthropoda; Insecta; Hymenoptera; Braconidae
Gene: Dnz1
Product: palmitoyltransferase ZDHHC3-A
Exons: 4
Coding region: 617-1453 (278 amino acids)
Biological process (GO): protein targeting to membrane; peptidyl-L-cysteine S-palmitoylation
Cellular component (GO): Golgi apparatus; endoplasmic reticulum
Molecular function (GO): protein-cysteine S-palmitoyltransferase activity
Source: RefSeq, a predicted model, not a curated record